AUGCCUUGUGAAUCAAAGUGUCAUGGUGGGCCAGGAUAUGUUUCUCCUCGAGAUGCUAUAAAUGGACCUCGUGAAAACAUUCUCUUUACUACUGCUCCUCACGCAGCUGAUGGUCAUGAUGCUAUCUUUUCCAUUGAUGUGAACCCAAAUAGUGGCACGUACUGUCAGGUGAUUGUUCAUUGAAUUUCAAAUUACUUAUUUCUCGGAGAAGUUUGCAUCAGCCACUGAUCUUGUCGGACUGCAGGUUGUUAGCCGAGUUGAUGUACCGAACAUUGGCGACGAAGUGCAUCAUACUGGUUGGAAUUCGUGCUCUUCAUGCCAUGACAAACCAACCGCAAAGAGGUUUUUUUAUGUGUUUAUUAAUAACAAGAUAUCAUGUUUGUAUUUGUUAGAUCGCAUUUGAUCUUACCGUGCCUCAAUUCGGACAGAAUCUACGUCAUAAAUGUGAAAGACGAGAGAAACAUAUUCCUUCAAACUACUGUUGAACCUUCAACUCUGCAUGGAAUGGAUCUUUCGUUCCCGCAUACUUCUCACUGCCUUGCUGAUGGAAACAUUAUGAUCAGCACAUUGGGAAGAGCGGAUGGUACUCCGUCGGGAAAUUUCCUUCUCCUCGAUGGAAAUACUUUCAAACCAAAAGGAACAUGGCCAGUGGACGGAAAGACUGUACAGUUCAAUUACGACUUCUGGUAUCAACCGAGACGAAAUAUUAUGAUUUCUACAGAGUGGGGAUCUCCAAAUAAUAUCAAAAAAGGAUUCGAUCUGUGGCAUGUCGAGAAAGGUCUCUACGGAAAUAGUGUACAUAUAUUCGAAUGGGAUUCGAAAAAAUACAAACAAAGACUCACAUUACCGAUGCCACAUGGAGCCCUACCAUUAGAAGUGAGAUACCUUCAUGAACCGACAAGUGAGAACGCGUUCAUUGGAUGCGCUCUCGGUUCUUCCAUCUUCCGAAUCCAUACUGAUUCUGAGGUGAGUUUUCAUUUUUACUCUCAAAAAACCAACCAUAUCUCGCAGAAUAACUGUCAAACAGCCAGCUUGGUAUCCGCAAUUCCGCCGAAAAAGGUUACUGGCUGGGUUCUACCAGAAAUGCCAGCCCUCAUCACAGACAUUCUCAUUUCAAUGGACGACCUAUACCUGUACGUCUCUUGCUGGUUGCAUGGAGACAUCCGUCAGUACGACAUCUCUGAUCCUGCUAACCCAAAACUUUGCUCUCAAGUCUACAUUGGUGGCAGCAUCCACUCCGAAUCGCCAGUUACCGUAGUCGACCAAAUCACAGACGUUAUUCCGGCACUUUACGUUAAAGGAAGAAAAGUGGAAGGAGGACCACAGAUGUUGCAACUAUCUUUGGAUGGCAAAAGACUCUAUGUCACAACUUCUCUCUAUAAGAAAUGGGAUGAGCAGUUCUACCCGAGCCAAUUGAAGUUCGUUUGAUAGUGUCAGACGACAUAUGCAUCUAGUAUUUCAGAACAGGAGCAGUGAUGCUUCUUAUUGACGUCGACCCCGUUAAUGGAAAAAUGAUAGUGAACAGCGAUUUCCUUGUCGAUUUUGGAACCCUUCCUGGGGGGCCGUAUUUGGCUCACGAAAUGCGUUAUCCGGGAGGAGACUGUACUUCUGACAUUUGGAUCUGA
Messenger RNA from Caenorhabditis sp. 36 PRJEB53466, 1625 nucleotides. NCBI's taxonomy places the organism in Eukaryota, Metazoa, Nematoda, Chromadorea, Rhabditida, Rhabditidae. The record is from the annotation of a GenBank genome assembly.